UGUCACUUUAAGACAUGUGAGACUUUAGAGAGGAAGGGUGUACUGAAACAGACUCCUGCUCCUUCCAGAAGGUAUAGCAGCCCAGCUCUUACAUUUCGCUGCCUAACUCUGUCCUGAAUGUGCCGGAGUGGGGAUGGUCUGUCGGUGGCUAUAAACUGCUUCUCAUCAGGGAAACUACAUUAGCUCACCAUCACUUCAAAGGUCUCGUCAGACAGAGGUGACGCCAGGAGAUGAUUUAAAGGUGAAAAUGACAAGGUUUCCACCCCUCAAACCCUGGUUCCUAUUCUGACAAUACAGUGAACGAACCCAACGUCUUCUUAACUGUGGAACCAGGAUUGGAAGAGGAACGCUUUUUUCCCCCUUUAAAUCUCGAUAAAGAACUGCUGGGAAGCAUUCUCUUUGAAUAUCUCAGAAUUGUGGCACAGAUGGAUUUUAAAAAGUGUUAGCGUUUUCCAAUGAACACUAGGAGAGUGCCCUGCUCUUGGCUGGAUUUUUCAGAGAAUGGCAAUGGUCUCUGCGAUGUCCUGGGUCCUGUACUUGUGGAUAAGUGCUUGUGCCAUGCUGCUCUGCCAUGGAUCCCUCCAGCACACCUUCCAGCAGCACCACCUGCACAGACCAGGAGGGACCUGUGAAGUGAUUGCAGCCCACAGGUGUUGUAACAAGAACCGCAUCGAGGAGCGGUCACAAACAGUGAAGUGCUCCUGUCUACCUGGGAAAGUGGCUGGAACAACAAGAAACAGACCUUCUUGUGUGGAUGCCUCUAUAGUGAUUGGGAAAUGGUGGUGUGAGAUGGAACCCUGCCUAGAAGGAGAAGAAUGUAAGACACUCCCUGACAAUUCUGGAUGGAUGUGUGCCACAGGCAACAAAAUUAAGACCACAAGAAUUCACCCAAGAACCUAACAGAAGCAUUCAUUAUAUAAAUAGGAAAAACAACCUGUGGAAAAUACAUUGUAAGGAUUUGAAAUAUCUUACAUACUUACAAGCCAAAUGGACCUCUUCUUUGCACUUUGGCUAGUUACCAGAUAACCAGAGUACAUUUACUCUGUGAAACAAAGUGUCACAUAAG
This is a messenger RNA of Phodopus roborovskii (desert hamster), 1066 nucleotides long. It is a transcript of the gene Tafa1, whose product is annotated as TAFA chemokine like family member 1. NCBI's taxonomy places the organism in Eukaryota, Metazoa, Chordata, Mammalia, Rodentia, Cricetidae. The coding region runs from base 502 to 900 and encodes 132 amino acids. Gene Ontology annotation, biological process: positive regulation of microglial cell activation; negative regulation of microglial cell activation; neuroblast differentiation. The transcript has 5 exons. The record is from RefSeq and is a predicted model, not a curated record. Gene Ontology annotation, molecular function: receptor ligand activity.